Messenger RNA from Coniophora puteana RWD-64-598 SS2, 1776 nucleotides. RefSeq lists its product as uncharacterized. The transcript is spliced from 2 exons. The annotation marks the transcript as partial. The record is from RefSeq and is a predicted model, not a curated record. NCBI's taxonomy places the organism in Eukaryota, Fungi, Basidiomycota, Agaricomycetes, Boletales, Coniophoraceae.
AUGCAUUUGGGCCGUAUCAAUAUGAUGAAGAAGCUGACGGGGAAGAUGAAGUCGUUGGAUGAUCAUAAGAAGUUUGAUGUUGCCGUUGCUCACAGCGAGUUCUUGAGGGUUGAUGUGCUUUGUCGUGCCUGCAUAAAAAGAGGAAUGUCAGCAAAGGCAAUGAUUGGCUUACUCAACAAGGCGGUGAAUGGUCUGUACAAGCCAAAGGGCGUUACAGAAACUGAACUGCUCCGGGCGAAGGUGUUCUCCAAUAUCGCCGGCUCCCGUGCACUUCAGAUCCUUCAUCGCUCGACUGGAGCACUGUCCGAUCGAACGGUGCGUCGGCACACAGUGACACCACCACUGUGGGUGUUGGUUGCAGCGCCAACAGUCGAAGAAGUCCAGUUCAACGUCAGCAACACUUUUGGUGGAGGAGGCAGGGACAUGCCUACGGGGGCGGCGGUGGAGACUAGCUCCCUCAAUGUGCCGGGCUACCAGCUGAUGAUUGACAAAAUCAAAGUGGAGGGGAGGCCACGAUGGGAUGACAAAACCAACAUGAUCCUGGGUGUGGCAAGGGAGGAUGCGUUGAAGGUUGGUCUGGAGUUCUCGUCGAUGGCAGAGGUGGAUGCGCUGCUGGAUGCGAUAAAGGGAGGUGAUGUGCGGUUGGCAGUGGAGGCCACCGUUGCAGCGAUUGGGCUACUUUCCGAUAACUCAAAGGUGUAUGCCGCACGGCCUGUCGUGGUGUCAGGAACGUGUAAGACAGAAGAUGCUAUGACCCACGCGAAGCUCAUUCAAACCGUCAUUGAUGGCUGCAAGAAUGUUCCGGGCUGCUUGUACAGCCUGGCUUCUGAUGGCGAGGCACGACGUGGAGCUGCAUUUGUUCGACUCACGCACAAGGCCAAGCUAUCCCCCAAUUCCCCCAUAUACGCCUACAUUGGUCUGCUUCAUCUGUUGAAUCAACUGGUUGGGGACGACGACAUCACCUCUGACAAGGAUUAUAAGCACAUCUUCAAAUGUCUCCGGAAUGCCCUCUUGCGCGAGAUGGGGAUUAUGAUAUAUGGGUUCCAUAUGCAGCCAUCAGUUCUGGAGUUCCAGCUUUGUUCAGCUGGUGUUCCCCCGCAUCAAGUCAGCUACCUCCUCAAUCCGGAGGACAAGCAAGAUGUCAUCUUGGCGUACAAACUCCUCAGGCACAUCUGGCGAAUGCCUCCGGCGGGAGCAAACACGCGUCCAGGCUUUGCUUCUGCACGGAAGUAUAUCUGUAUUCUCGGCGACUUUUUCAGGCACCUUAUCAGCCCCUAUAUUGACCCCAAGAUGUCAUUGCGCGACCAGUUAUUCCAUCUCAGUGUGGCCACACAUCUCAUGUGUAGCCUUUACAUGCACCCAGCAGGCGGCAAUGCUUUUCUCCCCAAGGUCUUGCACACCGACAUACAGAUCAUGAUCAAGAACACGUUCUUUUCUGUGGCAAAAGCAAAGGUCAAUCGGCCUUGCGGCGAGUUCUAUAUAAUUCUGCUGGGGACUGAUCGGCUGGAGGUUACCUUUGGGUAUAUCCGCAGCGUGGUUGGUAGCAAUGCGAACACUGAUAUUUACCAACUGGGUGGACGCAUCGCGGCAUUGACCAACACUGCUCAGAUACUCGCUGAUCACUCGGAGUGGGACAGUGGUACUCGCCGACUUCACCUCCCUCCAUUGGACUCAGAGGAGGAUAUCACCUCAAAAUCGGAUCACGUCAACCCAGCAUCGUGGCAGGGAAACGUGAACGUUCAACAUGUUCUCCCUGUAACAGCCUGGAACAAAGGC